CAGAGCAGUAAUGAGAGGACAUUAGUAAGGAUUACGACACCAGCAUCAGCAGUGCGUUGGUUGCUGCCGAUAAGGACGGCUGCUGACAAGCAAGAGUCCCACGAUCAGUGAUAACGGUAACGAUAGUAUGAAGUCAACACCGGGGCUGACAGAACAGUUGUCAUAAUAAAGGUGAUCAUCCUUGUCACGUUGCAUCGAGGCAUCACCAGCCAACAAAAACAUGAACACUCAAAAGAGAUAAGUGCUGUGAUAAAAGUCAGAUAGAACUACUCACUCUAGCAGUUCCGCCGCCCUUCCAGCCGCACCGAGCGGCCGCACGACCCCGCCCGCCGGCCCCGCGAGCAACACUGACCGAGACCAGGAUGCUGGCCCUUCUCAUGGCGCUCCUUGCAGGUGCAGCCGUCGCCCUGGAAGUAGCCCCCUUGACCAUAAUCGGGAACAAUCUGUUUAUUCACUACGACUUCGGUCCUUCCGAGAACAACAGCGUCCUCCUGUGCGCCUACACGCUUGACGAGGGCCAGGCGGUGUCCGGGGUCCUCUGGCAGAUCCUGAAGGAGGAAGUCUCGGCCGGAACCUUCGAGUGGAAGCCCAACGCCCCUGCGACUGCCACAGGUCUCCUGAAAGACAAGGUGAACCUCGAACGCGAUGACAGUGACCUGGAACUGACCACGCUGACCUAUGAGCUAAGCGCCAACUACAGCUGCACCGUCACUGCCGACGAUGACAGGACAGCGAGUGCCAGGGAUGAAAUACUGAUCGUGGACCCCACCAGCAGCCAGGUGUACGUUAACGUCGACGACAGCGAGGCCGCCUGCACCGUCCGGGCGUCCGUCAGCUACUACCCCGAGUUCCCCGAGCCGACCGUGGCCGCAGGGCUCUUCUCGGAGGACCUCGGCGAGUACUCCGAGACGGUCAGCAACUGGACCGCCGUGCGCCACGCCAACGGCUCGGUCGCCUUUUCCUUCGGGGAUCGCGUCUUCAAGGUCGGCGCCGACACUCCGCCCGACGCGCGCUUCCAGAGCGAGAUCGGCGUCACCAAGUCCGACGGGACGUACUUGGGCCAGUCGAUCGUGAGCUUCGACUUCGGUUUCAGGCGUAGCUGUAGUUUCCUUAGCCUCGGAGCGAACCAGACGGUGAGCUACAACGCUGACAACAGAACGUGUUUCGGACAACCGUACUCGUCCGGAAGCCAAGAUCUGGAGGCGAGUGUACAGUGCGUGGACGGCUACGUCAGCAGUAGGAACGUGACCUCCAUAACGGUGACCUGUGAGGCACUGAGCGCGACCGGUUACCGCUGGAUCCCCGGGGCUGAGGGCCUUCUGCCGGAGGACCUUGUCUGUGAACCGGAAUCCGCUGGCGGAUCAGCCACCAGAGUCGCCGUCUGCCACGCCUUCCUAACGGCGACGCUUCUGCUCUGCCUCCGCGGCCGCUGAAUUAAGGAGAAAUAUUUUUCCUGAAGCCUUCAUAAUCCAUCUAAGUAAGGACUUUCAGUGCAUUCCUUUGCAUUAGCUUCUUCGGGCUUAUCAUGGGAAUACGAUAAUGUUAAACCAUUUAUGAUUACCGAAAUACCAUUUUUGUAUGAAACUGCUUACGUCAAAGAGAAACGUAAAAGCUAUAAAUAGAUUGAUAAAUGCGUAAAUAUAGAGAUGGAUAGGUAUACGUGUGUGUAUAUAUAUAGGUCAAUAGAUUAAUUGUGUAUAUAGAUAAAUAGACAGAUAGAUUGAGAUAGAUAGGUAGUAGCUGGCCAAGUCUCUGUUUCCGGUGAAUUUCUUUUCUUUUCUGAAAGCGUAUCUGUCACCUGCUUAGUUUUUCGUAUCAUUAUUAUUCUUUUAUUUGAUUUCAUAUUUUAAGUAUUACCUUUGAUCAUCAUUGUUGUUUAUUUAUGAAACAGGUGUCCACGCUUUGCACAGGGAAAGAAUGAGAAAACAACUCACACACUGAUUUCGGAGGGACAAUUAACUCUAAUUUAACGAAAAAUUUUAACGAAAGUAUGAACAAUAUGUGGAACAGAUUUUCGCUCACUAUUAAUGUAUUUUUGUCAAAUAAAAUGUGUAAGGAAGGUAAUAUAUAUCUUUCAACUGAGUAUUUUUGGCCAGAAAUGAUCACAACAAGUAAUGAAUGACCCUUUCACUCUAUUUGCACUCUGUAAUGCCAUCGCUUCAUUACUGUGCUUAAUGUCAUUUCAUUAUAUUUACGGCAGGAAAGAAAAUUUCACAUAGACUAGUUCUAAUUGUGUACCCUAAAUAAACAGAUGCAGAAAGGCA
Molecule: messenger RNA, 2264 nt
Organism: Penaeus indicus
Lineage: Eukaryota; Metazoa; Arthropoda; Malacostraca; Decapoda; Penaeidae
Exons: 8
Coding region: 363-1433 (356 amino acids)
Source: RefSeq, a predicted model, not a curated record